UAUACUGCACUUUGCAUCAGCACUUAGUGUGGGGCAGGCUCCUUGUCAACACCCGUCCUCCUCUCUCACUCCUCUGCUUCUCUCCUCAUAACAAGAUUCAAAGGAACCCAUCAUAAAAAAACAAAAGCCAAGACAAGAGAAGGACGCUGAGAUUCAUUUAUACUUAGGGACAAUUUGUGCAGCUGAUCAAGGCUACCUGUGCUUAGGAAAAAAGAAUUUAAGAUGCCACUCUCAGGAACACCUGCCCCAAACAAAAGAAAAAAGUCUACAAAAAUCAUCAUAGAUAUAAACCCUUCAAACGAAGGAGAGCAAGAUAAUUCCAGCCUAAAUUUAGGGAAGAAGAUCAGCGUACCCCGGGAUAUCAUGCUGGAGGAAUUGUCGUUGCUUAGCAAUAAAGGAUCCAAGAUGUUUAAACUUCGGCAAAAGAGGGUGGAAAAAUUUAUCUACGAGAACAACCCUGAUGUGUUUUCCGACAAUUCUUUGGACCACUUUCAGAAGUUCAUCCCAUCUGUUGGUGGACACAUGGUUGUUGAUGGACAAAUAGGUGUUGGAGGAGGUGGAUAUGGUUUGGUACAUGGCGGUGGAAGAAUGGUAUCCAGCCUAUCUGGUGGUCAGUAUGGGCCAGGAGGUCUGCAACCACCCACACCUCCACCUAAACCAGGGAGCAAAGGUGCAGCUGGAGCUGGUCAGGCAGGUGGUGCUGGCAGUGGUGGACAAGGAAGCAGAGGUAUUGACAGCACAGGAGGAAAAGAUGGCCAGUCGGGGCAGCCUGGAGAAGGUGGAAAGCAGAUCACUAUAUUUAAGACCUAUUUAUCCCCCUGGGACAAGGCAAUUGGAGUGGAUCCUAAACAGACCACUAAUAUCAGCAUUAACCUGCUGGAUUUUGGUCCCAAGGCAGAACUAUGCAAUUAUAAAUCAUUCAACAGGUCUGCAAUGCCCUAUGGAGGGUAUGAGAAAGCUUCAAAACUGAUGACUUUCCAGAUGCCCGAAUUUGAUGCCGCCCCAGAAGCUGAAAAUGUGGUUGUCUUCAAUGCGGAAGCCACUAAUAGACCCUCAUUCAACAGGACCCCAAUUGGAUGGCUGGCAUGUGGGGAAAGCUCAAACUUCAAUAUUGAUAUCAACUUGCCUGUGGAUGGAGAAACAGAGGAGCUCUGAACCCUUAUACCCACAGGACAACAGCGUCUGUAGUCUGUAGGUGUAUGUGAACUUCCAGAUAUGACCAGUACCAAUGGCCAAACAAUGUACACUGAAAAUAAAGCACCGUAAAUUAAAAAAAUAACUGUGAUGUAUUGCAAUGUUUUGUGAUACCAUGGCAAUCAAUGGCACAGGUCACAUCUAAAGCAUUAACCCCUUAGAUUCCAGAGCGUGCUGCAAUGCAUGGUCCUUUUGGCAGCCAAGGGGUUAAUGCGUCUUCUUUGAAUGUAGCUAUGUAGCCUCUUGUACAUUAUUAUAAAAAGCAUAGUUGUUUUAUUUUUUUGGUGGCUUCUGCUGAAAUGGAAACAGACAGGUAGGGUAUUGAAGAGUGAUCAAAGGAAGAAACAAAAAUGAAAAGGUGGAGAAAGAAAAGCGUAUUGUUUUGUGCUUUGUGGGCAGCAAGAAAUGGACAGUAUUUAAUAAAGCAACCAAAAGCCCCUUAACAGUCUAGCUAUACAUUAUUUGUGAAACUCAAUAAAACCUUACAGAGUA
Molecule: messenger RNA, 1686 nt
Organism: Bombina bombina (fire-bellied toad)
Lineage: Eukaryota; Metazoa; Chordata; Amphibia; Anura; Bombinatoridae
Gene: MYOZ1
Product: myozenin 1
Exons: 6
Coding region: 223-1155 (310 amino acids)
Cellular component (GO): Z disc; actin cytoskeleton
Molecular function (GO): telethonin binding; FATZ binding; actin binding
Source: RefSeq, a predicted model, not a curated record